Molecule: messenger RNA, 1660 nt
Organism: Plutella xylostella (diamondback moth)
Lineage: Eukaryota; Metazoa; Arthropoda; Insecta; Lepidoptera; Plutellidae
Product: hexosaminidase D-like
Biological process (GO): carbohydrate metabolic process
Molecular function (GO): hexosaminidase activity
Source: RefSeq, a predicted model, not a curated record
GUAUACUAUUCAAUUUUCUACAAACUAAAACUGAUUUUAAUCAUCAAAACGAUUAUGCAGCGGCUUUUGUCAAUCUCCAUAAAAACAAACUCCAGCGUGAUUUUAAAACGAAUCAAAUUGAAAAAGAAGCGGAACUUCUUCCUAUGUUUUUUUGCGUGUCUCGUAUUUUACUUCCUGUACAAGGCAACCCCCUUGACUGACCCUCACAGUCCUCUGUUCCACAACGUCAUAGUCCACUUGGACCUAAAGGGCGCUCCCCCUAAGUUGGUUUAUUUACAGACGAACUUCUUACGUUUCCUGACGAUGUUCCGAGUGAAUGCUAUACUUGUUGAAUACGAGGAUAUGUUUCCUUUCACGGCGAAACUGAUUAAUGUUAGCUCUCCAUACUGCUAUGGAAAACUAACGCUCAAGCGUUUCUUCGAUGCGGUCUUCUUCUCCAACAUGGACGUAAUCCCGCUGAUACAGACCUUCGGUAACCUGGAGUACCUGUUGAAGCACCCGGAGCUCGCUCACCUGAGGGAGAACCCUGGGUCCGCAGAUACCAUCUGCCCGAAUCAUCCUGGGAGUAUGAAGGUGCUGAAGAAUGUUAUCGUGCAGAUCAUGGAUUUUCACAAAAAACUGGGUCCUAUACAAUACGUUCACAUUGGAGGAAACGAAGCCUUACAUAUAAAUGAAUGCGAUCGAUGUAGGAAGACCAAUAUGUCGAGAUUGGCCCAAUAUCAAAAGCACAUACAAACAGUUGUGUCUAUAAUUAAGGAACAUAGUCCAAACACAAAAGUAAUGAUGUGGGACAAUCUGCUCCGCGGCGCUAAUAAAGAUGAAAUCGUCAAACUUCCCGUUGAAAUUGUAGUCUGGGAAGGCGAGCCAGAGGUUAAGGCUACACCUUCAGAAUUAACAGAACUCAUGACGCACUAUAACGAUUACUGGGUAGCUUCAUCGUACAAAUGCGCGGAUGGCGAAGCCUCAUUAUUCCCCUUAAUGGAGCAAAGAUUCAAGAACCAUUACAACUGGAUGAGGGUGGUAGCUUCCAUGCCAGCUCUAGACCGUCCCAAAGGCAUCAUCCUCACAGGGCCAGCUCGAUACAGACAUUCUGCGCCCGUUUGCGAGCUCCUCCCGAUAUCGAUCCCUAGCAUUGCUUUAAAUCUUGUCACUGUCACGUCCUUUGAUGCCCAGAUAAACUUGAACCGCACUAAAGACUGGAAGCAGUAUUACUUCGAGCAUAUUCACCCUUACCUGGGCAAUUACAUCAAUAUUGAAUCUUUGUUCAGUUUGUUUAAGAGGGAUGGCUACUGUCAUGCUCAGUAUCUCGGAACGGAAAUAGCGGAUAGUCUUCGCUUGUUCUACGGAAUCGAAGAUGGUUUGAAGAACUAUGAUGUCCAGGGAUAUCCUGGUAACAAGACAGAAUUGUUUACUAAGAUGAAUAAUACUAUUGAAAGAUAUAGAACAAAGGUUUUAACAGACUUACUUGAAGUUUUUAAAGAAGAGGUUGCUAAGGAUUAUUUGAGUUAUUUUGUGGAGCAUCUCAAUCAAAUUCUGAACGAAAGAAUGAUUCAAGAAGAAAAACUCUUGCAUCUAAACAAUACAAUGUGAUUUAUGUGAUGUUUAUGAUUAUAUGAUUGGUGUUAUAAAACUUGCAUAAUUAACUUUAAAUUACAUUUUA